UCAAACAAAAAAGAAAAACAACAAAACAAAAAUUUUUACUUCAAAUUAAAUAGAAAAGAAAGAAAUUUACGAUUUCUGGUAAACGUUGAAAGUGACUUUUCAAUUUAGAGGUGGAACGAACAACAUUUUGUGUCAAACAAGUGCGAUCAACAAACCCGGGAAAUUCCCGGUGUGAUAUGAUUCAACGAUGGAUGAACGAAAUGGCAAGAAGGUGUUGAUGUUCGAAAUACUGUUCGCGCUAAUCUGGGCUUUGGACGUGGCGCGAGCGUGUCCGAGCAUGUGUACGUGUCGAUGGAAGAAUGGCAAGCAAACCGUUGAGUGCGGUGAAAGAAACUUGGUCGAGAUACCGGAAGGUAUGGAUGCGAGUACGCAAGUUUUGGAGUUUACCAAUAAUAGGUUAAAAUCGUUACAAAAAGAAUUGUUUUUUAAAAUGAAUUUAAUUCACCUUCAAAAACUGUAUAUAUCCCAUAAUCAUAUAUCGAGAAUCGACGAGAAUGCAUUUAAAGGUUUAACAAAUUUAAUCGAGUUGGAUUUAUCCGGAAACUUAUUAGAUGUAAUCCCAACGGUUAGUUUUAUUGAUUGUCCGUCUUUAAUGAGAUUAAUAUUAAGUUUUAAUCCAAUUUCGUACGUUAAAAGAUAUUCGUUUAAUCACUUAACAUCUCUAAACACGGUCGAGUUAAGUAGUUGUCAAAUCGAAGACAUCGAAGAAAAUGCUUUCGAAGGAUUACCCAAAAUCGAGUGGUUAAAAUUAGAUCAUAAUAAAAUUCGGUUUAUAACCGAUAAAAGAAUACUUCCGAAAACUUUAAGAGGAAUCGAAUUACAAGGAAAUCCAUGGUUUUGUGAUUGCAAUUUAUUAGAGUUUCAUUCUUGGAUAGUUGACUUUAAAAUACCAAGUGCGGAAGAACCGCUUUGUUAUAAACCAUCAAAAUAUUCGGGAAAGUCGGUUCGAAGUUUAGUACAAAAUGAUUUGGCGUGUUUACCCGAAAUAGGACCAACUAGCUUCUUCUUAGAAGUGGAUGAAGGGAAAAAUAUCUCGUUAUUAUGCCAAAUAAAAUCAAUUCCCGACGCUGAGGUUUCGUGGUGGUUUCGAGGUCGCGUUUUACAAAACGAUUCGAUGGUAACUCCGACGACUCGAUUAAUUUAUUUCAUAGAAGAAGGAGACGUAACUGAAAGAACAAGCGAAUUAUUCAUAUUUAACACAAAUUCAGAAGAUAACGGCACUUAUAUUUGCAGUGCUGAGAAUCCAGCGGGAAAAGUUCAAACUAACUUUACAGUUAAAAUAAUAUUAAAAGAAGAACCUUCCGUUGAAAUUAUCAUAAUUCCUUUUAAUUACUUAGUUGUGGUCGCGACAGGUGCGGGUAUUUUAAUACUUUUACUCUUUAUUACAAUGAUUAUAUGCGCGACAAAAUGUAAAAAUAGAAAAUUAAAAAAAAAUGAAGAGAUGAAACAAAAAAAGGAUCAAGAACAAACACACCACGAGGUCGGGAUUAAGAUAGAUGAGAACAAAGAGGUGCAGAAUAAUGGUCAGGAGGUAUUGUUUUAUGCCGCGCAUUCGAGCGAUGACCUCCUUCUAAAUAUGUCCCCAAUUUCGAUGAACCAAGUCCAGUUAGAACAGAACCCAGACUUGAUUAACGACGCAGAGCGUCGACAGGGCGACGGUGAAGAUUUGCACGUGACCACGAACUUACACGAACACCCAAACUUCGUUAGGCGAAAACUACCGACCAUCCACAGUUGGGACGUUGGUUGUUCCUUGAUAGAUAUGGACGGGUUCCCGCUUGAUUACGGUCUCCCAAAACCGCCGCCAGCGAACAAUUGUUACCGUACAUUGCCCUAUAACAGAGCGAAGAGACAACCCGCGGGAAUUACCACCAGCGGUAGAUUCUCCCGGGAAGCGGAAUUUUUACAGCACACAAUUCAUCCAUCGUACGAACAUUAUUGUUCCAACGUUAGAUACACAGCCGAUGGUUAUCCAGUUAGAACGUUGGAAAUCGUCGCUUCACCACCCGAAGAAUAUAAAAAUGACGAUGCACCAAACUCACUACCAUGUUGCGUUCCUAACAACGUAGUCGGAAUUCUUCCAUGGCCCCAAUACGUCUCAGCAAACAUUCAUAAACGAUGUGUAAGUGCGCAAACUGACGGAGAACCCGGCGCCUCCGCCAUAAUCAUCCCAAACGAUCAAGUUAAUGAUGGAGGAGUUACCGAAAGUCCGGACGAAGGAUAUGGUGAUGAACCAACCGUUGUUAUUUAAAACAACGUUUAAAAUGGUAUAAUAAGGUUUACAGGGUAUUUUGAUUACUCUGUUAAAAAUGUCGAAAAUUGUAAUAAUCGAAAUAAUGAUUUCGAGAAGUAUUUUUGAACGUAAACAAAAACCUGAUUGAUGCACUUCUUUCGCACCAUUAAAAGUGCAGUUCAAUCGUGCGCACCCCCUUUAAUGAAAGCAAUUCAUCAUUAUCACCGCGGUGGCUGCGAAGUAUCCGCUCUGUUAAACCGUCGUCGACGGCGAGAUUCUUUUGUGUUUAGAUAACUGGGUCAGAGCCAGAUCAAUACGCAACCGCGUUGAGGCGACAAUCGCGGCUGCGGCUGCAUUAUUCACGGACGCAGAGAUUGAUUCGUUGCAAUAUUAAGUACCUGGGUUUGAAACCCUUAGACGCGGUAAUGAACUGAAACUUAUAACUCGUUGUUGAUCGUGUUACCGAAACCUAGUCUUAUGAUUAAUAUUGACCUGACCAAUAAGGAAACUUAGGUUAGGUUGUACUCUAUCGGAUGUGUACUCAUUAAAACUGUAUCGUUAUCGCUCCAAUUGAAAUGUAAAUACUAUGAACGAUUUUUUUUAAUCUAAGAUUUCUUGUAAAUAUUGAGUGAUGAAAU
This is a messenger RNA of Onthophagus taurus, 2871 nucleotides long. Its product is annotated as leucine-rich repeat-containing protein 24-like. NCBI's taxonomy places the organism in Eukaryota, Metazoa, Arthropoda, Insecta, Coleoptera, Scarabaeidae. Gene Ontology annotation, cellular component: plasma membrane. Gene Ontology annotation, molecular function: protein binding. The record is from RefSeq and is a predicted model, not a curated record.